Oncorhynchus masou masou (cherry salmon) is the source of this 1119-nucleotide messenger RNA. RefSeq names its product protein FAM83G-like. The record is from RefSeq and is a predicted model, not a curated record. The coding region runs from base 358 to 1119 and encodes 253 amino acids. Gene Ontology annotation, biological process: signal transduction. Gene Ontology annotation, molecular function: protein kinase binding. The transcript is spliced from 3 exons. NCBI's taxonomy places the organism in Eukaryota, Metazoa, Chordata, Actinopteri, Salmoniformes, Salmonidae.
GAGAGAGAGAGAGACGGGUUGUGCUGUGCGUGCUCUGUGUCACUUUGCGCUCCCCGGAGAGAGAGAGAGACGGGUGAGAAAGUGCGUGAACAACCGGACCGGUAACCGGAAAUAAUAAUGGACAUGGCGGGACCGGUCAGUCAUCAGCAACGGAUAUUUGCUUCAGGUUGGAGUCCCGUGAGUCUGUCUGACUUUACCGAAGAGAACGAGAAGGGGAAAGUUCCAAGUCUACCCGGUAACUUUUCAUUCCAGAGAGAGUUGGGACAUCUUUAUGAUUAUUGUGGAAUGCUGUUGUCUAUUUAACUAGUGUUCCGAUUUUUUUUUUUUAUCGGUUACUGCACCGGUGGGUCUAGAGCCAUGGCGUUAUCGCAGAUCCAGUGUUUGGAUGAGAAUAACGUGAACCUCCGGACGCAUGAAUCCAAACCUGACUUUUUUUAUUCCGAGGAGCAACGAUUAGCGCUCGAGACGCUUCUCCGGGAUGGACGCGAUGCCUUUAAUAAGUUCCUCCACGCGACCAGUCUCCGGUGUUUCCUGUCGGACCAGGAGGUGGACCAGUUGACCGGGGCAGUGGAGGUGUAUGACCCGGCAUCAGAGCUCCGUCAAGGUGACUCAGACAUUGAUGAACUCCCGCUGUCUCUCCAGUACUGGCCGGAGCUGUCUGACUGCUCGCUCCCGCGGCUGGAUCUGGGCUGGCCGGACUGCGCGUCCUACAGAGGAGUCACUCGCGUCACCGUGUACGCGCAACCGCCACUGGACGGCCACACGCACAUCAAAGAGAUGGUCAGGAAAACCAUCGCGCAAGCGCAGAAGGUGAUUGCGGUGGUUAUGGACCAGUUUACAGACGUAGAUAUCUUCAGAGACCUCCUGGAGGUCUGCUUUAAGAGGAAAGUGUCUGUCUACAUCCUGUUGGAAAGAGCAGCGUUACCUCACUUCCUGUCUAUGGCCGAGAGGGCCGCCAUGCACCCGGGACACCUGAAGAGCCUGCGUGUGCGUGUGUCAGGGGGAGCAGAGUUCUUCAGCAGGUCGUGUACCAGGGUGAGAGGACGGCUGGGUCACAGGUUCCUGUUGAUAGAUGGAGACAAGGCUGUUUCUGGAUCGUACAGGUACCCUGACCUCUGA